AUGAACACGACAAGAAUGAACAAGAUCAUGAUGAUGUCCGUUAUGGUCAUGAUUCUUGUACUGAAUCAUCUUUCCUUCACGAAAGCUCUUCAUUUGGGAAUUCAUUCGACAUCUUCAACCACUUCCUCUGAGUUGAAUCGAAAAGCAAUCAAGACAGAGGAAAUUCCAACUCGGCUCGCUCAACUCUAUGCUCCUUCUUCCUCCAAACAUGUGAAUACAGAACAAGCUUCCAUUUUAACACUUGAAGAAACAGCACAAUUAGGAUAUGUUUACCUCUCUCAAGGACAAACCUAUUCUGGAGUUUUAACACCAAGUGAUAAUGUUCGAUAUUUUACAUUAAACAUCCCUUCUGCAUCCUCUGGAGACAUUUCCAUCAACUCCAAAAACAUCUAUUCGGGAUCUAUUUAUUUCUCAUUCGAUACUCCACCCACAACUACUUAUUACUAUUAUUACACAACAUUUGGUUCCAGCACUCAAAACAUUAGAAUUGUCAAUACUUUUUCAUUCUCUAAAACAUUAUACAUUAUGGUCAAAAAUCCAAGUAUUGAGAAUACUUUGAGUUAUACCAUGAAAGUGUCUUCAUUCAAUAGCAGCAUGCUAACUCUCGGAGGAUUGAUUGGAAUUAUCAUUGGAAGUGGGGCAGGAUGUUUUUGUUGUUUGUUGACAUGUCUGGCGUUGAUUGCUGUGGUGAGGAUUUCACAAAAAAAACGAAAACAACGAAUGGCACAAAUGCAACAAGUGACAACAACAAACACAAACGCAAGCAAUCCAAUGAUUUCUCCAGCUCAACAACAAUAUCAUCAACCAUUUUUGGAAGAAGGUCAUGGAGUUCCUGGAACUACAAGUUCUCAACAACAAUAUUAUGCUUUGAAUAAUUAA
Naegleria lovaniensis is the source of this 879-nucleotide messenger RNA. RefSeq lists its product as uncharacterized. Bases 1 to 879 code for a protein of 292 amino acids. The transcript has a single exon. NCBI's taxonomy places the organism in Eukaryota, Heterolobosea, Eutetramitea, Acrasida, Naegleriidae. The record is from RefSeq and is a predicted model, not a curated record.